GAGUCUGGAGUCAAAUUCCUGAACACGUAGGAGCUCCUCACGUUGCUCCAACACGACGCACGGACGCAGGGACGCACGGACGCACGGGCGCAGCAAGUAACGGACCACUGAUCAACUGAUCGAUGACACACAGAUUUAUCCCGGCUAUCACUUCUACCACUACAGCACAUCAUCAUCGGGUGUUUUUCUUCCAUUUUUUACUCCCCCCCCCUACCACCACCACCAGAAACAUGACAUGAAGACUUCAUCUUUUCUCUCCAUUCCGCCUGUUCGUGCGCAUCUGGACCCACUUGUUUGCCGCAGAGGAGAAAUGUGACAAUCUGGAGCACAAGCGGCAAUACUUUGGGUCAGGAAAUGUUCAUUAUGGACAAAGGAGCGCGUGUAAAAAGCCGGUUUCACACGUUAGUCCGAAGCGAGGGAAAAAAAUAACAGCCUGGGUUCACUUUUCCACAACGGAAAUGAGAUCAGACCCAUUGCCUGGCUCCACUUCUUCUAAAACAUGGUCGAUGUGAGUCCAUGUAGAACCGGGAUCUGACUCAAAACAGCUUGUUGUUAAUGGAAAGAUGUUUGCUGGACUGAUGGGGCUUGAAUGUCACAGUAACUCUCUGCUUCACCACCGCCAAGCCAUGGAAGGUGGCAGAGCGUCGGGGACAGCUGGCAGCUCCGGUCGUAAGAGGCUCCACCGAAGACCAGGGUACAUGAGAGGAGAGCAGUCCAGACUACAGAGCACUGCUCAUGGGCAGGAGGAGGAGGAGGAGGAGGAGGAGGAGGAGGAGGAAGGGAGGACCACUUGCGUUAGGAAUGGAAAACCAGGACGCCACACUGACAUCACUGAGGCAACCAGCGCUCAGAGGAUGAGUCUAACUGCUGUCAAAGUGUCCUCAAAGACUCAGUCUGAUAAACUCACAUGUGGCUCCUGGAAGAGUAAGAGUUUUCUUUGCUCUGUUAGCCGUCCUCUUCCUCCUGUGGACUGCAGCGCCAUUAAUGGUGCAUCCAGUCCUCAGGGUCCGUCCUCUCUGCCACAGAAUGAACUCGUCGUCCAGUCCUCACCACAGGACUUUAACUCCAGCUUCAGUUUCAUCCAACAGUCUCUCAACUGCAGCCAGAGGACAGACACAACCACACCGUCCCGGGAACCACAACCACUAAAUCAGUCGACUAAAGCACCUUGUUCGCCUCGAACAAAACCAGCAGCUUUGUCCCUUGAGCACAAUAUCUUAAAGCAGUCCACUCCUGCCCAAUCACUGCCCUCCUCGGCCCCGGGCGGCCAGGCAGACAGAGAGGAACUGUCAUUAGGCGGGAGGUUUUGGCAGGAAUGUCUGUGGGGUGGCAGGGAGGUUACGUCCGACCUGCCUGACUGUGACUCUCUGGAUAUAGAGAUCACCUCCUCGCUGUCUGUGGACUCAGACACGGCCUCCGCCUCUUCUGUCACCUCCGGCUACGAGAGCGCCACGCCUGCCUCCGACCAGGCCUGGGACAACCUGGUGAAGAAGUACGAGGGUGUGCUGCAAGACUGCCUCCAAAACAACCGCACUCACACUAAGAUCGAGUCCAUGAUGUUGAGGCUGCAGAGACUCCAGCAGAAAGCCAUUCUGGAUGAUGACUAUGACGCAGCUGAGCGUUUUGGGAAAAAGCUGGAGGAGCUGUGCAGGGAGCGAGGCGCUCUGAAGCUCGGUUUACCCUCCACACAGCCCAGCGUGGCUCUGUUCCUGGAGCGUCUCAGACAGGUGGUUCACAGCGCCCUCCAGAGGGCAGACUGCAGUCAGUACAGGGAGGGUGUGGAGCCUGAUGCAGGGGACUCAUCGCAGGGUCCACUGCAUCGAAGAGAUCGUCUGAUUCAGGAGAAACGGCUGGUUGAGGAGGAGAUAGCAGAGCUGCAGCAGAGGCUGACGGAGCUGAAGGACCGCAGCCGGUGCUUGGAGCAGCAGAUCCAGCAGGAGGAGCAGCAGGUGGAAGCUGAGGAGCUGGAGGGCUCCGUGCUGAGGAGCUGCACCGUGGCCCAGCUCCGCGACAUGAGCCGCACCCUGCAGGACCUCGUCACCUCUGAAAACCGCACGCAGAUCUCCGUCUCUCCUCCGCCCUCCACGCUAAGACUCCAGGAGCAGGAGCAGGCACUGAAUCUGUCCAUCAAGGAAGCUACUGCUAAAGUGGUCAUGAGUCAGAGGCUGGGCAGCAGCCUGAGGAGGAAAGUCAGCGAGACUGAAACUCAGCUUUUGGCACUGCAUGAAGCCAAGCUGGCAGCCAUCUCAGGUAAUGACUUCAGCAGUGCCAAAGAGCUGAAGGAUGAGAUGAAGGCGGUGUACCUGGAGCGCGAUCGACUGGAGGCUCUGGCCAAGAGGCUGCACAGCCUCAGCUCGGGGAGCAGCCAGGAGCUGGCCAGGAUGAAGGAGCAGCAACAGCAGCUCAGGCAGGACUUGGAGCAGAAGGAGGCCCAGCACGAAAGCCGUCUGAAAGAGAACACGGCCAAGUAUAUCAAGCUACUGGAGGACAGAUUGCACAGCUGUGGCUGUCCAGGCCUGGAGCGGAUCUGGGAAGCCGACCUGGAAGCAUGUCACCUGUUCUUGCGUGGCCUCCAGUUGCGGACUCCCAGCUGCAGUGGAGCAGACAUUGAAGACCCCCCGACUGCAGCAGUUUAUCUUCCAACCCAGCCGUGCACCAAAGAAGAAGAAGAUUGCGCCAUGCUGACUGCGUUAGGAGGGCGCUGGUGUCCUGAGGCCAACUUACAGAACUCAGAGUUCACUAAGAAAUUGGAGGAGUUUUUGUUCUGCAUGGAGGAUAAUCACCCAGAGGAUGGGUGCAGCGAGGCUGAGGCUGCCGACCUGACCGAGCGCUGCGAGCUGAUCAGUGACAGACUAAUGACCUUGGAAGAUGAAUUGCAGACGGCCAUACUGAACCGGGAUCAGGCCCUCACUCAUAUCCUUUCACUGCUCUCUAAAUGUACACACAUCAUUGAAACUAUACUAUCUGUGUGUGUGUUUCUGCCUCCGUCCAUCCAUCUUAAGGACCCAGUUUUCCUCGAAUGCCUUCCAACUCUCAAAAGUACACAUCCAAACUACCUUUAGGCUGACUGAUGUUCUGUGACUUUACCUUUCGAGAAAAAAAUUUCAUCCUGCUUUAUCUGACAUUAUGGGUCCAUUCAGGGAGGGAAUUGAAGAUAAACUGGGAUCAGAGGAUUUUUCUUGACAGGCUGGACGUGCCAACUGGAAAAUGAAAAUGGUAAAAGUCCAAGCGAGGUUAUUAGAGGGUCCUUGAUGUGGGCUGCCAGUCACCACAGGCUGAGAUUAAAGUCGGCCGACAGGGGCAGCGCCGCAACAGAUAGAGCAAUGUCACUGUAAUGACUGUGCUCCCGUCAUAUCCUAAUGUCCAUGCUCCUGCUGACCCUCCCCUCCCCUCAGUCGCCCCUUCCUCCCCUCCCCUCACCUCCCCUCCCCUCCUCCGUCUGCCCACUUCCACUUGCUGGUAUCUGGCUGGGAGGAAAUUACAAUAUCCAUGAUAAUGACUCAAAUGAAACUGUUGAAGCUGAUUACAGGUCACAAUACAUCAUUUUCCGCGCUAAUUAGAAAGCUGAUUGGAAAUAGAUUAGUGUGUUUUUCUCGCUCCACUUUUCCCCUCUACACUGUGUGCUUAUUAAGACAGAUAGAAAAGGCAAUAUUUCAGCACGGGGUUGAAGAAAAUUUGCCACCUAACCUGCUGUUUAUCUAUUUAUUUAUUUAUUUAUUUAGUGUCACGCCUCAUUUCUCUUCUUUGAACACGAGCAGCCAGAAAUACUUUCCUAAUCUGAUGAAGAUGUUUAUUUAGUUUUAUUUAUUUACAGUGCAUCCUUUACUCUCGGUUGAAGUGGGGCUGGACUGUUUUCACAUCUGAUUAGAGAUUCAUGUCCCCCGCUGUGCUGUCAGGGGUCAGUGCGGGCUCCGUCGCUGUUUGCAUGAUAUCGAUGCAGCCUGGCAGUAGGAGAUAGACACAGAUUGGCCCGCCUCUCUCCACCUUUCUGUUUUUGUGUCCUUACACGUCAUUCAUUCCCAGCCUUUUGAAGUCGAUGGACACUUGAGGACACUGAAGAUGCAGGCCAAUAUUGUUGUUGGGUUGCAGAAAUUGAAACUCGGGAUGGCGCUGCUGUUGCUAUAGUGACGGGAAGAUCAGACCUUCAGUCUCUAGGGGUCUUAAUUGAGUCCCUGCUCUCAAUACAGGGAGGUGGAAUGGACGACCACAGAGACUGGAAUUUAAAAAAAAGAGUUGAAUGGGCAAAAUGUUGUCAGUCUCUGUGGUUUGUCUUUAAGGCCUCCAACAUAAUUCGGAUCGUCCCAUUUGGACCAUGUUGCCUUAAAAGUUUGGUCGAACCUUCUGCAGUAUUCAUGAAAAGCUCUUUAACGGCUGGUUAAUUAUGAAUGAGGACAAUCUGUGUCCAUUCAGACAGUAAAACGAGCCAUCAGGCCCCAUCUGCCAUCAAAGCCAUCCCUUUGAUUUGCCACUUAAGCCGGACACUCACACGAUUAAUUUGAGUUUCUAAGCAGGUUAAACAAUCCCCCCACUGAUGACAGCCUCUAUCCCGUUUCAUUGCUGGUUUAUGAAUAAUUUAGCUGGGCAGCCUGUUUGCUUGGGUCCCCACACUGCCACCCAGCUUCACAGACAAGAUGAGCUCAUGAAUACUGAAUUGGAUGGGGUUAAAUUGGGUAUGACUUGAUGAUCUGUCCCAGUAAUCCGUUUGGGGGCCAAAUUGGAGAUUGAUGGCUUCAUCAGGUUAUGGCUUUCCACUGUUGUUACCAUUAACCAUAGAGGGCCACAAGUGUCACAUUUGCCCUGAUAUUUGCCUGCUGGCACGCUCUUUUAUUUACACGUUAAUGUCCGACUCUCGGUUUGUGUCCGCAGCAUCGUAGUCUUCCUUAACCCACACUGCACAGUCGUUGGAGAAGGAGGUUCAGGAAGUCAAAACCACUCUACAAACCAUGCUCGCACAGCUCAAAGAGGAAGAAGAGGAGGAAGAGGAAGUGAGUGAGUUACAGGAUGAUGACCUCAUGAAAAAUGAGACUGAGGAAGAAGAAGAAGAGGAAGAGGAGGAAGAAGAGGACCAGUACUUCAGUGACAGCUGGGGCAUUUGAAAUGGAUGCUAGUAGUGUUUUAUGACCACUCACACACAGACCGACUCUCUAAGAGCCUGACCUCAGCUUUGCAAUAGGAGUGACCCCAUAUCCAUUUACUGUAAAGCCUCACUCAAAGGGCUUUGCAACCAGCCUCUUUGGUACUGCUGAAAGUUUCCAGUACAAAGCCUUAGAAAGUCUGUGUAACAUUUUAUACAUCCACAACUGGGAAAACAUAUGAAGGAUUUUGAUAUGAAUGCAAAAUAUAAGACACUUUAAUGAAAUUGUUCCUCAAAUCUUGCCAGCUGAAGUUUAACCAGGUAAAAAGUGCCUUAGGCCACAAAGCGGAAAUACUGAUUAUUUUUUCAAUGAAGAUGUUUUUGGAUGCAGUUUUUUUUAUGUCAUGUCAUACUAGUGCUGAGCAAUCACGUGAAAUUUUUGUGAUUAUUUGGUUAUUUGAAGAGUUUAAGUUCAGAUUUGUGGCAAGUAAGAAAUGAUCAGCCUCAAAGUGAGACUGUGUAACUUCGACUGAACAACAGCAACUUGUGGCCACUAGUGAAAGUUAAUGAAUUAUGGUAAAUGGUAAAACAUAUGUAACAGUAGAAAAAGAGGAGUUAACUGACUCAGUAAUGUCUGUUUGGUGUUUGCUUAGAUUAGCUAACAUUAGUUAGCUGUAUCACCAAAAUCCCAGAGUGUAUCAAAUUUAUCAAGGGUGUUAUAAUGUGUUAUUUAUUCUUCCAAAAGUCUCACUUUAAAAUUAACGACAAAAACAGUAAGAUAGCAAGCCUGAAAUCAAACUGACGUCGAAAAAUCACCAAUCGCUCACGGCAGCCACCUGUUUGAAUUUUGACCGGGGACCAAAUAGACAAUCCAAACAUCUUUUACUGGUAACAGUCUUGCACAUAAACGAAAACGUAUGCUUCAUUUUUAGCUAGCCACUUUUGUGUGUGGUUUUUUGUACGAUUGGACUUCAGUUACGUGUAAUUUUGUCCAUGAAAUAACUCAUUGUGGUGCUACAGAAUGUGAGCUAACUUGAACACUUUAUUCUUUUCUUUGUGUGGAAAAUGCAAUAUUUAGAUUUUAUUUCCCUCCCUGUCUUAAAGCAGCGUAUGCUUGUAGAGAUGCUCUGUAUUUUAAAAUACAUGUUUCUUAUUGUAGGAAAUAUUGAAGGAUAAAACAUCAGUGGACUCAUAAGAUAUUUGCAACUGCUGUCUGUUGUGUUUGUUUGCCACUGAUAACGUGUUGUUUUAAUUUUAUUUUAUCUGAAUAUUUUUGUUCAUUCCACUGGGUGUCACUUGACUUUUUUUUUUUUGCCAGAAACAUUUUUUGUACUUUCACCUAUUAAUCAGUUUUUAAUUUACUGUGCAGCUUGAACUUGCUGUAUCAUAUUUUAUAUUUAUUCCUUGCAGCAUCUCACUAAUUACAGCAUGUACCAUAAAGUCUAA
This is a messenger RNA of Dicentrarchus labrax (European seabass), 6520 nucleotides long. RefSeq names its product DISC1 scaffold protein (gene disc1). The record is from RefSeq and is a predicted model, not a curated record. Gene Ontology annotation, biological process: neuron migration; cilium assembly. The transcript is spliced from 13 exons. Bases 564 to 3062 code for a protein of 832 amino acids. Gene Ontology annotation, cellular component: mitochondrion; centrosome; microtubule. Lineage: Eukaryota; Metazoa; Chordata; Actinopteri; Moronidae.